CCUUUCUUCUUUUAAAAGCAACAGAUCUGCCCUGUGAGUCCCUGUCACGUCUGCAGGAACGCGGUGCUUUUUCCACAGCUGGGCACCAGGACCUUCUCUCAGGAGAUUCCCUUUGAUCAGAGAGCUGUACAUACAAGAGACUUGCUGCGAGCAUGGACCUCAGUGAAAAAUGGCCUUUGGAGGAAGGAACCUGGCUGUCUCAUGCUGGAAUUCAUCAUUUUGCCAACACCAGAGGGGGUAUGGCUGCUUUCGCUGUCCCUGAUACACGCGGUCCUCUUCAACUCCUGCACCCAUUGUGUCAACCCAGCUGUACUCUACAGUGAGUUUGUGGAAGAAGCUUCAUCCGCGCCCUACAGCCCCGAGGAGUUAGGUCCCCCUCCUGCCUGUUACAACCCCAGUAGUCCCAUCCAGAUUCUGGAAGACCCCAACUACUUUUUCCCAGACUUUCAGCUCUAUUCUGGGAGGCAUGAAGCAUCUUUGACGGUGGAGGCAAACAGUAGCAUCAGGGAAAAAGUUGUUGAGGAUCCUCUUUGUAACUUCCACCCGCCGAACUUCCCGAGGAUCUCAGAGGUGGAAAUGAGAGGUUCCGAGGAUGCGGCAGCUGGAACAGUGUUACAGCGGCUGAUCCAGGAGCAACUGCGCUAUGGUACCCCGACCGAGAACAUGAACUUGCUGGCCAUUCAGCACCAGGCCACAGGGAGUGCAGGACCAGCCCACCCCACAAACAACUUUUCUUCCACGGAAAACCUCACUCAAGAAGACCCACAAAUGGUCUACCAGUCGGCACGCCAGGAACCGCAGGGUCAGGAACACCAGGUGGACAACACGGUGAUGGAGAAACAGGUGCGGUCCACGCAGCCUCAGCAGAACAACGAGGAGCUGCCCACGUAUGAGGAGGCCAAGGCGCAGUCCCAGUUCUUCCGGGGGCAGCAGCCGCCGCCACCGCAGCAGCAGCAGCAGCAGCAGGGGGCCGUGGGUCACGGCUACUACAUGGCGGGGGGCGCCAGUCAGAAGGCGCGGACUGAGGGCAGGCCCACGGUGAACCGCGCCAACAGCGGGCAGGCGCACAAGGACGAGGCGCUGAAGGAACUCAAGCAGGGCCACGUCCGCUCUCUCAGUGAGAGGAUCAUGCAGCUGUCGUUGGAGAGGAACGGGGCAAAGCAACACCUCCCUGGCCCAGGGACCGGAAAGGGGUUCAAGGCGGGCGGGGGGCCCUCCCCAGCCCAGCCUGCAGCUAAAGUGCUGGACCCCCGAGGUCCUCCACCCGAGUACCCCUUCAAGACCAAGCAAAUGAUGUCCCCGGUGGGCAAGACCCAGGAGCAUGGACUUUUCUACAGUGACCAGCACCCGGGGAUGCACCACGAGAUGGUCAAGCCUUACGCUGCCCCCCAGCCUGCGAGGACAGAAGUGGCCGUCCUGAGGUACCAGCCACCCCCAGAGUAUGGGGUAACGAGCCGCCCCUGCCAGCUUCCUUUCCCGUCAACGGUGCAGCAGCACAGCCCGAUGUCCUCCCAGAACUCCUCCGUCAGCGGGCCGCUGCACUCGGUGUCCCUGCCACCUCCACCUCCGAUGACCCUGGCAGCCUCGCAGCCCACGCCAGCCGCCUCCCCCAGCCAGCAGCUUGGUCCGGAUGCAUUUGCGAUCGUGGAGCGAGCCCAACAGAUGGUGGAGAUCCUAACCGAGGAGAACCGGGUGCUGCACCAGGAACUUCAGGGUUACUACGACAACACCGACAAGCUCCACAAGUUUGAAAAAGAACUUCAGAGAAUCUCGGAAGCCUAUGAGAGCCUGGUCAAGUCUACCACCAAGCGAGAGUCGCUGGACAAGGCGAUGAGAAACAAACUCGAAGGCGAGAUUCGAAGGCUCCAUGAUUUCAACAGAGACCUCCGAGAUCGACUGGAGACUGCCAACAGGCAGCUGUCCAGCAGGGAGUAUGACGGACACGAAGACAGAGCGGCCGAGGGGCUUUACGCUUCCCAGAACAAAGAAUUCUUGAAGGAAAAGGAGAAGUUAGAAAUGGAGUUAGCGGCAGUGCGGACCGCGAGUGAGGACCACCGGAGACACAUCGAGAUCCUGGACCAGGCUCUGAGCAACGCCCAGGCCAGGGUCAUCAAGCUGGAAGAGGAGCUCCGAGAGAAGCAGGCAUACGUGGAGAAGGUUGAGAAGCUGCAGCAGGCCCUGACCCAGCUGCAGUCCGCGUGCGAGAAGCGGGAACAGAUGGAGCGAAGACUGCGCACCUGGCUGGAGAGGGAGCUGGACGCGCUGAGGACCCAGCAGAAACACGGAAACGGCCAGCCAGCCAGCCUGCCGGAAUACAAUGCCCCGGCCCUCAUGGAACUCGUAAGGGAGAAGGAAGAGCGGAUCCUGGCGCUGGAGGCUGACAUGACCAAGUGGGAGCAGAAGUACGUAGAGGAGAGCGCCAUCCGGCACUUCGCCAUGAACGCUGCAGCCACUGCAGCGGCCGAGAGGGACACCACGAUCAUCAACCACUCGAGGAACGGCAGCUAUGGCGAGAGCUCGCUGGAGGCCCACAUCUGGCAGGAGGAGGAGGAGGUGGUGCAGGCCACCAGGAGAUGUCAGGACAUGGAGUACACUAUUAAAAAUCUCCAUGCCAAAAUCAUAGAGAAGGAUGCCAUGAUUAAGGUCCUCCAGCAGCGAUCCCGUAAAGACGCCGGGAAGACGGACUCCUCCAGCCUGCGGCCCGCUCGUUCCGUCCCGUCCAUCGCUGCAGCCACUGGGACUCACUCCCGCCAGACCUCGCUCACCAGCAGCCAGUUAGCCGAGGAGAGGAAGGAGGAGAAGACCUGGAAGGGGAGCAUAGGGUUGCUGCUGGGGAAGGAGCCCCACGAACACACAUCCACCCCCUUGCUGCCCACCCCGCCUGCCACAGCGCUAUCUCCUGCGGCCCUUGCCACCUCGGCCAGCAGCGCCCACGCCAAGACAGGCAGCAAGGACAGCAGCACACAGACGGACAAGAGCGCCGAGCUCUUCUGGCCCAGUGUGGCCUCCCUGCCCACACGCGGCCGGCUGAGCGGAACCCCUUCCAACAGCCCGGUCCUGAAGCACCCAGCGGCCAAGGGCACGGCAGAGAAGCUGGAGAAUUCUCCUGGCCACGGGAAGUCACCAGACCACAAAGGUCGCAUCAGCAGCUUGCUCCACAAGCCCGAGUUCCCUGACGGGGAGAUGAUGGAAGUUCUCAUCUAACACCGGCAUCCCUGUUGAAUUUUGCAACAGAACAUUGACAAGCAAGGAACGUGGCAAAGAGAAAGAAAGAUCAAGAAGGUUGUGGAUGGGAAAUCAGGAAUGAUUUGAACUGAUCAGGAUUUCAGAUUAAUGAGAACACUUUUUAUAAAUGUUAAAAACCAAACAAAACAAAAACAGGAGACCUACAUGACUGAAAAUGAAGAGGAUGUCGUGGAUUUUUACUGCAUAUGGUGGAAGAGAGAAGAUGCAUGUAGGUUUGGAAACAAAGAAGAAAUAGGAAAUGGAAUUUUUCCAUUGUACAGAAAAUGUAUCUCUUGGGGAGGGUCUGUGUACACCCAUUCUCUGGUUAUAAACAGAUAAACCUGAGCAUGGAUCUUCCUUGAAAUACGCCCAUUCUCCUUGCCUCUUAGCUUGUUUUGUUUGAGAAGAACCUCCUAGAAAUCUCGGAGAGUCCGUCUUGAUAUAAUGUAAUAUCACCUGUGCCCUCCACGGGGUGUCCUGUGAAUGCGUGUGGGUGUGGCAGGGAGGAGAAAUGUCCAGGGUGAUGGGGAAUUUAAAAGCCCAUCUUCACCUCAUUACCUGCUUGGUUUGGACUUCUUAGCUUUUCUGGAUUGAGCAGUAUUUUCUAAACAGGAUGGGAGCUCUCUGGUCUUGGUGUUCAUCCUUCCUCACUUCUCUGAGUUCAUCUCUGUCUCUGCUUCAUACUCUUUAAUUUUACCCUUUUUUCCUUCUUUUUUUUUUUCCUUUUGCAACAAGCCAUGACAGAAUUCCUUUGUUCUGGGGUUUAUCAGAGCAGUAACUGAACGGUCAUCAUUCAUCGUGACCAGUGGGACAAAGCCGUAUGGCGGGUCCCCUGGCUGCUUCCUCCACCUUUGAGGAGUUGGGCUGCAGUGGUUGAUCUCAUUCUGACCAUGAACUAGGUAAGCUCUGACUAGGCGGAAGAUCCAUGAACACUGUGACGUCUUGCAUUAAGUUCAUGGCCCCGACUUUUUUCUCUCUCACAUCAGCUCUUGCGUGGAGUUUGGUUAUCUCCACCUCAUUGCUCUGUUGAGGUAGGACUUUCAGGACUGCACUCCGGACAACGAGUGACACUUGACUUGGUGGCAUCCAGAAUCUCCCCAGGCACCUUGUCCCGCUUUCUACUGUUUGUGGCCACCGCUCUGCCUGCCCCUCGCAUCCCUCUGGGCAUUGUUGGUGAGCACGCAGACUCUGUGACUGUCAGCACGGGUGUGUCAGCACAUCAGUUCUGCCCUGCCAGGAACUUGCUUUGUAACCUAACAGGCCAGUGUCUAUACAGUGUGGUCAGGUUUUUCAAGAUUUCAGUUGGGAGCAACUUGUCCAAAGUAAGACAGAAACACCAGGUCAAAGAGCCAGGAGUGAGAGAGGUCGUGGGCCUCAUCCCUGUGCUGUAAGGUUUCCCAUCUGACUCCUCAGAUAUCGGCUUUCUUUACAAAUCUAGAAGGUGCUGGAUCAGAAGAGAGAAGCUAGUCAGGCCGUCAGAUGCUCAUGCAGGAUCCUGAUCGUUUUCUCCCUGCAGGGUAGCUGGAUCUGUGUUUUCCCAGGUUCCUUUCCUCAUGCUUACUUAAGAGAAGAAAAAAAAGCCCCAGGUCUGAGGCUUUUUCAAGUCCCACCCAAAUGAAACCCUGAAGACAGCAUCACUUAGGAAAUUUUGCUUGGGUGGCUCAUUUUAGAGUUGGUAUUUGCAGUGGAACCUGGGUGAAGCUUCCCCAAAUUGAGGUGGUAGAAGGAUGACAGAGGUGUGAGCUGGAGAGGGAGAGGUGGGGAAGGAAACCAAUGGCUUUGCCCAGGGGGCCUCUGAGCUGCCUAGUGGUCAGGAGAGUAAGCAGAACGGAUGCUGCUCAAGCCCCGCUCUGCGGUAGGCGCCGUGCAUCAUGCCGGUUGCCUCUUGCAGUCCCAUGUUAACCAUCGCUGAGGAUUGUGCAGCCUAGGAAACCAGAGCAGCCCUGGGUGUGAGGAGGGAGCAGCGAGGCCCCAUGGCGGGUGUGGGGGCCAAGUGAGUAUGGACACAUCGGGGCAGGGAUGGGGCGGAGGAAUCCCCAUCCCAGGCUCAGCUCCCCGUCACUUUUUAUAGGUCAUGAGGCUCAGUUGAUGGCAACUAACUCUCUGAAGGACAUUUUGACCCCUGAUUAACGCGGGGGAUGGAAAGAAAACGUCUAGAAAUAAGAGGGCACGUCAACUCUGCCAGCCCCCAUCAUCCGUGUCUGGGCUACCCCAAACAUGGGCUGUGUCGCCUAGAAACAGGUGAGAGUGACAGCCGCAGCCCAGUUUCCCACAAAGCCUCAUCUUUAUGCCCCAGCACAUCUUGUCGGCAGCUCAGGCACAAGGCUCAUCUGCUUUCCUUGGUCCCCCGCGUUGCCAGGCGUGUUAAUUGUCAGAAUGCAAACACAGAUGUCACCAUUUUUCAGUUGUGCUGUAGUCUCUUAAUCCUUUUUUCUUCUAACCUGCUAAGACUCUUCCAUAAAAAGAGGGACCUAUAGUUUUGAAAUGUCUUCUUUUAAGGGCCCUGGCACUUUUCAUCUUCAUAGCUCGAAGCCUUGCUUGCAUUUAGGAGAAAUGCAGAUACUGAACUCCCACUGUGUGUUCUGGCAGUUGACAAUAUAUGAUCUCAUUGGAUUUUCAGAAAAUAAUCCUAGCUCCAUUUUUUUAGUGCCAACUGUAUGCAGGCACUGGGGUAAGUCCCUUUUAAUGAGUCCUCAGACCACGUGGGAGCAGGGGCGAGUUUAUCAUCCUUAUUUCAUGGAGGAGGAAACUGGGGCUCAGGAGGUCAAGUUCCUUCCCCAGGAGAGGCUGGGAUCUGAACUGAGGCUUUGGGAGAGAAGCUGUGCCUUCGACACAGGCUGGACUGCCUCUGACUUGGGGAUGAUAAGUGCCACAGCUUGACCCGCUCUGUCCCCUGUGUGUGAUGUGUGCACUCGUAGACACACACACACACACACACACACACACCCACCCACCCACCCACCUUCCUGCCCCCUUACCACCCCGGGAGCUAAGAAAUAGGACUAGAGCCCAGAACUGCUAGAACUGCCCAUAAACACAGGUAUAGGUAGGACUUUGUGUUCCGUUGUAAGCAGGACCACAAAGUCUGGUUAAAAAGCACUUACUUGCGAGUGGUCCAGAGGCCGGGCCUUCUCCAGAACUUUUCAGUGGUGUCUGAUUCUGAACUCGCGGGCUCUGUCUCAGGGUGAAGGGUAAAGGCCUCAGCCUUGUGUGAUGACGUGCUGGAGUAACUCCGCUUCUUCCUUCAGUGUGUCGCCUGGCGGUUUCUGCAUGCUGCCCGGGGUUCUGUGUGCAACAGGAGAUGUUGCCGCUUUCCGGCAGUAAUUUCAGAGCGUGUGCAGAACCUUUCCUUAUAGCUUUUUCUUCUUAGCUUUUCUUCUGCUUCCCGGAGUUGGGAAACCAGGCACAGUGUCAUGCUCAGUCUGCUUGGAGCAGGCAUGCGGGACAGGGCUGCCACGUCCCUCCCAGGGCUUGGGGUGGAGGGCAGAGAGUGGGGACACGUCUCUCUUCUUCAGUUUUGCAGAACUUGCUCUUUGGAACCUAUGUGUGCAUUUGACUAUGCAGGACUUGGGUUGGAUGGAGACAGUUGCUCCCAAUGGGUUGUGAACUUGGAAGAGAGAGUUCAUUGGUUCUGUUGCUCAGCGGGGAGGCCGUUGCAAUGCCCCCUGCAGAGAAGCCAGCCAUCACUGCUGUUCGUUCUCUCCCGGGUUUGCCCGCAGCCUCCUGUGUCCUUAUGAUGCUGAGUGCUGACGAUCGCAGGUGGCUCCUGCGUCCUCGUCCGUAGCUGAUGGCAAGAGAAAUUCUCCCUACAGCAGCCUGAGUCUCAGAGACUGAAGUGAACACAGACGUCAGGUGGGGCAGGGCCCCGGGGGCUGUGGAGACUAGGUGGAGGAGUUGCAAGGUUUUGGGGCAGGGAGCUCACGCUUGGGCUGCUGGGAGCUGAGCAAAGAGGUAUGUUUUCCAGAACAAAGUCCUGCUGCGUGUCUGCACUGGUGCCAGUGGGGCGUGCUUUCUCUCUGCCCCCAGUGAUCUCACACUCCUCCUAAGCCUAGGAGGACCGUGGUACAAGGGAGCUGGGCGAGUGUUCUUAAACGGAGAAUGUCCAGCCCACAGUUGCCUGCUUCUCCCCAAGUCUGACACAGCCAUGGUUUACGCUUUAUAAAUGUUGGUUUUCUCUUCUUUUUUCUUGCUGAUUAAUCAGUGGGUUUAAAAUGUCUUCGUUCAACAUGAGGAUUGUUUAAUGGGUUUGCCUCUGGUGUGUGGCUCUAUGGGAGAUGGGCAGAGUAAUUAAGAAGUUACCAGAAGCUGAUCAGCUGGGAGCAUGGAAAAGUCAGCAUUUCAGUAAAUGGAUUUCUUCUGGAACUAUCAAUAAUGAGCAAUUUUUUUCUGUCCCUUUUAAGUAGUAUCCCCUUUUCUCAUUUGGUAAUUUAAUGGUAUAAAGACAUGUAUAUGUCAGUGCAUACAUACGCGGUGUGACUAUAAGGUUGUAUGUCGAGUUUCUUUUCUUAAUAUCCAGAAGAUCCAAGUGUUUCAUCUCACCCCACGUUGCUUAAGAGGUGACCCUUUGCGAGACUCUGUGCUGAUUACUGCCGUGCUAAGUAGAAACAUUUUGCAGACGCCUCUGUUAGAAUGGAUUUGGGGGCCUGGCAUGUUCCCCUGGUUAUCCUUAGAGAUGAGAAAUCAUCAUCCUUUGAAGGCAGGUUGAAGUUUGGAAAUAAUCCCAAGUCAUUCACUCAGUUGGAUAAAUAAAGAUGGGUGAUUAAGGUAAGUCACAUCCUUUUAGCUUUUUUUUUUUAAAAGAAGUCCUUAAGAUGUUCCUGGGGGAUGAGUCUUUGGACCCUCAGAGGCUUUCAGAGUGACCACUUCAAAGGAGGACAGUAAUUGUUAGUACGUGUACCUUCCAGAGGGUUCGUUUUUAAAAACCUGCUCUCUUGCCACGCCUUGUAUGUGUUCACGUCUCUGCGUACACGCGGGUGUAAGUGCACAUUCAUGAGUAGCCGCCUCCAGUAGGAAUUCUGUAAAACCCUGUUAGACUUAAGUGCAUGUUAUUGUCAUGUUAGGCCAAGACUGAGGUGUUUCUUUGUCAUGAAACUUCGCUUCCUCACAGAAUUAAAAUAUUGUUUUUUCAAUAUAAUGAAGUACAUAUACAGUAUUUUCUUGUAUCAGCUCCCGAAGUUUUGGUGCCCAGUGGUGUGUUUACAUGUGGUUUGCCUAAGAUUCCGUUCACAUAGAGACACCUGUAAGUAUUUAUUACAAACCGGAAUGUAAGCAAAUUGAUCCAUAGUGGUUUUCUUUGAAUUAAGGUGUUUUCCCCUUUUGCGGAGGGGGAGGGGAGGUUCCUUCUCCGCGUGAGGCGCAUGCAGAAUCUGGGACAUUCUGUGAGGCUGGGCAGGCCGUGCACCCACCUCAGCCAAAGCUCCAACGGCCCCGGCUGCCGCCACACUUCCCGCCAGCUGUGUGUACCAUCGCCCUGCUUGGUGGCGUGUGCCGUGUUCCCUCCAGCAGACUCUGAUGUAAGAUUCUGGCAUCUUCGUAUUGCUAGUCUGUAUUGAAGCAGAGGUGGAGGGUACAGAGCUGCACGGCCAGCUGGGUCUGUGUCCAGAGCGGGGAAAUCCAAGAAGACGGCGUGUCCCUCACAGCAAAUGUUGAUACUGUUGGUCAGCCAAAGAUUUUCCUAUUCUUUGCUGCUUAAACUUGUGCCUUAAUAUUGUAUAUAAUAAAUGGAUAAAACGGC
This is a messenger RNA of Balaenoptera acutorostrata (minke whale), 8959 nucleotides long. RefSeq names its product angiomotin like 1 (gene AMOTL1). Bases 202 to 3204 code for a protein of 1000 amino acids. Gene Ontology annotation, cellular component: plasma membrane; bicellular tight junction; cytoplasmic vesicle. NCBI's taxonomy places the organism in Eukaryota, Metazoa, Chordata, Mammalia, Artiodactyla, Balaenopteridae. The transcript has 15 exons. The record is from RefSeq and is a predicted model, not a curated record. Gene Ontology annotation, biological process: angiogenesis; actin cytoskeleton organization; establishment of cell polarity involved in ameboidal cell migration.